AUGGAAUCCAUUGUAAACUGCCAGCUCAUGAGGUACCUUGAGGAUCACCAGCUGAUUAGUGACCGCCAAUACGGUUUUCGCCGUGGUAGGUCAGCUGGUGAUCUUCUGGUCUACCUAACUCACAGAUGGGCGGAGGCAGUAGAGUCCAAGGGGGAGGCAUUGGCCGUUAGUUUGGACAUUGCGAAGGCCUUCGAUCGGGUUUGGCACAAAGCGCUUCUUUCGAAGCUCCCUUCCUAUGGGCUUCCCGAGAAAUUGUGCGAUUGGAUCACCAGUUUUCUUGCAGAUCGGAGCAUCAAGGUCGUUGUAGACGGUGCAAGCUCCGAUUGCAAGCUUAUUAAUGCUGGUGUUCCACAGGGCUGCGUGCUAUCGCCAACGCUGUUUCUUCUGCAUAUCAAUGAUAUGUUGCAAACCCGUAGCAUUCAUUGCUAUGCAGAUGACAGCACUGGUGAUGCUCUUUACACCGGCCGAGCCAAUAUUUCUCGGGAAAACGUCUCUGAGUGCCGGGACAAACUUGUGUCUGAAGUCGAGUCUCUGCUGGACAGAGUCUCGAAUUGGGGGCGACUAAAUCUAGUCCAGUUUAACCCCCAGAAGACACAAGUUUGCGCGUUAACCGCUAAACAGAACCCCUUUGUCGUAUCCCCUCAGUUUCAAGGCACUCCCCUUGUUGCCUCAGCCAGUAUCGGAAUCCUCGGCGUCGACAUAUCGAGUGACGUGCAGUUUCGUGGUCACUUGGAAGGGAAGGCCAAAUUGGCCUCUAAAAAAGCUUGGCGUGCUCAGCAGAGCGGGACAGUAUUUCAUGCCGGCACACCGCCUGCAACUUUACAAGGCGCAGGUUCGGCCGCUCAUGGAAUACAGUCAUGGACCUCUACGUGGUGUCAGGGACCUCUACAUGGUGUCAGCGUACUUUAA
Messenger RNA from Parnassius apollo (apollo), 909 nucleotides. NCBI's taxonomy places the organism in Eukaryota, Metazoa, Arthropoda, Insecta, Lepidoptera, Papilionidae. The record is from the annotation of a GenBank genome assembly.